Cydia amplana is the source of this 2351-nucleotide messenger RNA. RefSeq names its product zinc finger protein 667-like. Gene Ontology annotation, biological process: regulation of DNA-templated transcription. Gene Ontology annotation, cellular component: nucleus. The transcript has 11 exons. Lineage: Eukaryota; Metazoa; Arthropoda; Insecta; Lepidoptera; Tortricidae. The coding region runs from base 178 to 2313 and encodes 711 amino acids. The record is from RefSeq and is a predicted model, not a curated record. Gene Ontology annotation, molecular function: zinc ion binding; RNA polymerase II cis-regulatory region sequence-specific DNA binding; DNA-binding transcription factor activity, RNA polymerase II-specific.
CAUGGCGGCCGCUGCACGAAGAUUACGGCGUUAGCAGAUAAUUAUGCUUUAGUUCUAGAAAAACGUUCAACUUUUGUCUAUUUUGUGUUUAAGUUAAUUAGUGUUAGCUUUGGUUUAGCGACCAAAAAAGAAUUGUGGCGUCUAACACUGAAAGUGUGAUGUUAUUGGACAUUAAAAAUGUCGGCAAUGUGGAAGAUAGAAAAGGACUUGUGCCGAUGUUGUCACGCGGAGGGAUCCUUUAAACAUCUAUCGGAUCCCUGCUUCCUUUUGGGGCAGGAGGAAAUCUACUCCAUCAUGUUGCAAGAUUGUCUUGAUAUCAAGAUUGUCCCCAUGACGGGGCCCCUUUGCGAUGCCACGUACACAAUAUGCGAGUCAUGUGUGGCGCGGCUCCGAGACGCCUCCAACUUCAAGCGUCAGGUGCAGGACUGCGAGGAGCGCUUCAAGGAAAUGUACAGCAAGAACAUGAUCAGAGGGUUUGAAGUCAAGGACGAGCCGUUUGAGUCUGAUGCCGACAUGAAGCAAGAAUUCCACAGCGUUGAAGAGGACGAGGAUGAUGAUGAUGCCUUCAUGAAGUUUGAUGAUGACGACGCUUCGUCGUACGAGGAACACGAGGAGCCGGAAGAGAUGAUCACCGUCGAAAUAGACGCCGAGCCGCGGGCCAAGGGCAAGGGCAAGGGCAAGGCCAAGCCCAAGCCCAAGCCGAAGAAGGCGCCCGCCAAGAAAACCAAGUCCAAGGGGAAAGCUAUCAAGGAGGAGUCGGAAGAUCUGACCGUGGCGGCGGUGAGCGGGGACAAGAAGAAAGACGAAGAAAAGCACCAGAUGAAAGCCUGCUUCAAGUGCAAGAAGAUCCGCAAAGUAGAAGAGCUGGGCGAAACCAAGACCUGUCCGGAUUGCGCCACCGGCCUCACCAACUGCGUCGUGAGGCUGGUCAGGGAACAGCUCCAAGCGGGACCUAUCACCAACUUCUUCAUCACCACAGAGGAACCAGUCGACAACGGCCAGGCUAAAUCAGGUAACGAUAAAAUAUAUGGACCAAAAGACACCAAGACCUGUCCGGAUUGCGCCACCGGCUUCACCAACUGCGUCGUGAGGCUGGUCAGGGAACAGCUCCAAGUGGGACCUAUCAUCAACUUCUUCAUCACCACGGAAGAACCAGUCGACAACGGUCAGGCUAGAUCAGAGCCUCAAGCGGCCGGGAGCUCCGCUUCGGGCCUGGCACCGGCCAGCUCCGCAUCGGACCCGGCGCCAGGCAGCGUGCUGCGCGACUUCCUGCUGAGAGGACUUGCCGGUAAUUCAAAAAAAGAUGAAAACGAAAGUGGAAAAACGGCUAAACAAAAUGUGAAAAAGGUAGACUCCGACGACGAUAGUUUAGAAAGCUUAGAUAUGAAAAUGGAAGACUUUGAGGUGUACGGCUGUAUGGAAUGUCAGAAAACAUUCAACAAGAAGUCAGCCCUCCAGAAACACAUACGGAAUCUCCACCGGAAGGUGUUGCUGAAGUGUUCCGACUGCGGAGACAGCUUCGCAACCAAAAGGACACUGCAGAAUCACGCGAAGAAGGCCCACGAUAAAAUCACCGUGCCCGAGAAAGACACGAGAUAUAAGACAUUUAUCAAAGUGAUCCAAGGAGAUCCGCCCGACGAGGACAUAUACGCGUGUACGCUGUGCGAUUCCAAAUAUUAUCGGCUCACGGAAAUCACCGCUCACACGAAAUAUCAUGCGCGCAAGCUCACGUGCCCAGUGUGUUUCAAGUUCAUCCCCGAUCGAGUGGAGUAUAAAAAACACAGAGCCCAGCCACAUCCCGAUGCUCCAAAAUUCACGUGUCAAGCCUGCAAAUGCGUGUACAACACCAUAUUUGACCUACGAAACCAUAAAAAAUUAACCCAUUAUCGGUACAAAUGUCCUCAUUGCCAAGAAAUGCUCACCAAAAAGGCAUUACAUAAACACUUGAGACAAUUCCACAGUGAAUCCUUGCUGACGUGCGGUAUAUGUGGUUUUAAGACAUCACAACAAUUUAGAAUAAUCCAACAUCAAAAAAUGGUGCAUUUGAAGGAGAAAAAUGUCAUUUGUGACAUUUGUCAAUUUCCAUUUUACAGUACCACAGAAUUAAGGAAACAUAUGAUCAGCCACAAAGGGGAGAAAAUGUUUGAGUGCGGACAUUGCAAGAAGAAAUUUGCGCGUAAAUCGACUCUAAAUUUGCACGAGAAGAUACACACGGGGGAGAAGAAUAAAAUUUGUGUGGCGUGCGGCGCCGCCUUCGUGCAGAAGGCGAGCCUGAACUACCACAUGUUGAAACACCACCCGGACCGUGUUUAACCUUUCAUAUUGGUGUGGUGGGAUCAAACCUCAACUGU